ACAGAGACCAGAGAACAUCAUCAGCAUCAGCAACAGCAACAGAAAAAGCAAAAUGGGAGCUAGCAAUUCUACUUCAACAACAAAUCAUUGCACUAACGAUUCAUCAGUGCCGCCUGCAACAUGCCUAUGCUGCAUACCACGUCCACGUUGGCCCAAUAUGUUGCACAAACUUCAUCGCACAUUGCAGCAACGUUUGAAUUUUCAAUCACAGAAACGUCGUCGAGCUUCCUCUCGACGCUCCAUUGGUGGCCCCCUGCUACGUCCCAUGCCCAGAUGCUCAUCUUACGGCUCCUCGGGCACAUUGCUGGCAGCCAGCAAAUCCAACAAGUCCAACAGGGACACGCACUACGCCCAAUGGAAGUGCAUGUUUGAGGGCGGCAAAAAGCACACCAGAGACGAGGCUUGCCUUCAUGACAUCAGUGAGGCCUUGUCGGGUCAGACAACGCCCAAGGGUUUUCCGUCACACACGGAUCCGCAACGCUGUCAAUUGCCCGAAGUCCAGAAACUACUCCAACAACCAGUCUACGAUCUUGUCGAGGAGUUUAAGGUGCGACGUCGUCUUAGUUUCCGUUUGCCCAAAUUGAUGAAGCAACCAGAGGAUAAACCAGCAACGAUUCGUCGCCGUCCAAGUGCUCGUCAGAAGGCAGCGGAGGCGAAACUUGAUAAACAAUUGCAAAAGGAUUUGCAUGAUCUGGAGGAUUACUACGGCGGAUUUCACUAUGCUCAGCGAAAUGAACGUUUUGUUCGCAUCUAAAAAGCUUAACUUACAACUUAAGCCAAUAUUGUGAUAGCUUGUAAGCCCCAUUAAUAUACCUAAUAUUAUAAAACAACAUUGAAUACCAUUUGAAUAAAAUUCACUU
Drosophila willistoni is the source of this 860-nucleotide messenger RNA. RefSeq names its product protein nullo (gene nullo). The record is from RefSeq and is a predicted model, not a curated record. The coding region runs from base 53 to 754 and encodes 233 amino acids. The transcript has a single exon. Lineage: Eukaryota; Metazoa; Arthropoda; Insecta; Diptera; Drosophilidae.